Messenger RNA from Owenia fusiformis, 1422 nucleotides. NCBI's taxonomy places the organism in Eukaryota, Metazoa, Annelida, Polychaeta, Sabellida, Oweniidae. The record is from the annotation of a GenBank genome assembly.
GAAAAAUAAAGCAACCUGGUUUUACUUUUUUACUUUCGAUCCCGCUUUCGAUAUUUCAGUGACGGAUUACUGGAUAAUCUGGAUAAUAUUAGGACUAGCAGCGAUACCUGGGAUAACAUAGGUAAAUAAUGAGACCCCUCGACUGGGUUUAACUAUCUGUACCCCCAAGAAAGAUGUCAACACGAUCUUUUGACAACCCAUAUUCUGAUUUUGACAGUCAAAAGUCACUAGAAAAUAAUGUCAAAACAAGAGAAUUGACAGCCAAGAUACAAACUAAAAUAGAUGAAUUGCUAGGGAGACUUGAAGAUGUAGAGCCAACUCUAGAUCACCAUGACUACUCCAUCUAUACAGGGACUACUGGAAUAGCAUUGCUACUUUACCACCUUUCUAAGACAGUAGAUGGCCCUACCAGCCAACAGAGACAUCUAUUGGCAGCAAAAACAAUUGUUGAUAGAUCACUGAAUUCUCUGAAGGGAAGAAGACAGUCAUUCCUUUGUGGAGAUGCAGGUCCCCUGGCUCUGGCUGCGGUCAUUUAUGAUGUCUUAGGUGAAAAGAAGAGAAGCAAAGACUUUUUGAAGAGGCUUCAUGGUCUUCAUGUUGAUGUAUUGGAUCCUGCUAUACCAGAUGAGAUGUUGUAUGGCAGAGUGGGCUACAUUUAUAGUCUACUUUUCAUCCAGAAACAUCUAGGUACCCAGGCAGCUGAUCAAGCUAUCAUAAAUAAGGUUUUACACUACACUGUGCGAUCAGGGCAAGAUCUUGCUGAAAGGGAACGGAGUGAUGCCCCAUUGAUGUAUAGAUGGCAUGAUAAGACAUAUUUGGGAGCAGCACAUGGUCUGGCUGGUAUACUAUACAUUCUUAUGCAGUUUUCUGGUGAAGAGCACAAGGCAACACUAGAGAAGCUUGUACAACCAACCAUUGAUCAUCUGAUGACAUUAAAGUUGCCAUCAGGUAACUGGCCCUCUAGUGUUGAGAGUGGAGACAAAGACCGCCUUGUACAAUGGUGUCAUGGGGCCCCUGGAUGGGUGCAUAUGUUUAUCAAAGCAUAUCAGGUUUUUCGUUCUGACAAAUACAAGACGGCCGCUUUAACGUGUGUUGAUGUCACAUGGGAGCGAGGUCUGUUACGGAAAGGUUAUGGGAUAUGUCAUGGUACAGCGGGAAAUGCUUAUGUCUUCCUAGCCUUGUAUAAUCUCACUGGAGAAGAGAGACAUCUAUACAGAGCAUUAAAGUUUGCAGAAUGGUGUUGUGAUUAUGGUAAACAUGGAUGUAAUACACCUGAUAGACCUUACUCACUCUUUGAAGGAAUGGCAGGUACCAUACAUCUUCUCAUUGAUGUGCUUCAUACCGACCAGGCAGUGUUUCCAGCUUUUGAGUUAUGACUUUGAUGUCAGGACAUUCAGAACUUAUGAAUGCCUAUGUAUUGAU